AUGAACGCCCAACAACAACUCAUCCAACACUUGGAGCAGCAAAUCGUGGAGCUCCAUCAGAAGCUUGAGAAGGAGAAAGAUGAUCAUGAGCAGACAAAAAGCCAAAUCUCCUUCGAACAAUCAUUGGUUAGAAGAUUGAGCAGUUUGGUCCCCAACUUGGAGGCCACCAUUUCCAAUCUCACCAAUGAAAACAACGAGUUGAAGCAGAAGCUCCAAAAAGAGGCGGUGUCACAAAAGAAACUAGAUGCGAAAGCCAUUAGAAGAAAUGAGAUGAUUUUGAGGUUAUUAAAUGAGAAGAAGGCAUCGGAGAAAAAGGGCCAGGAGCUCUCGAAGCUGCUUCAAGAGUUGGGAGCCGAGUUCCACCAAGUCAAGAAAGAAAUCGCGAUCGUGGAUGCCGAGCUCCAUCAAGCCAAGAAGGAAAUCGAGCUGCUCCAAAAGACAAUUGCCAGAAGAGACGCCAGAAUCCGAACGACUAAAGAAGUGGUGUCAGGUGUCAUUGCCAAACAGGAGGCGGACACUGAUUCUCAGACUCUGAGCAUGGUAAUGAAGCUCAGUGAGGCAGAACACACGGCAGUGGUGAAGGAUACAGAGGUGAAGAUUCUCAAGGACAUGAUGGCUACUAUCAUUUGGUGA
Caenorhabditis remanei is the source of this 633-nucleotide messenger RNA. RefSeq lists its product as uncharacterized. The coding region runs from base 1 to 633 and encodes 210 amino acids. The record is from RefSeq and is a predicted model, not a curated record. The transcript is spliced from 2 exons. Lineage: Eukaryota; Metazoa; Nematoda; Chromadorea; Rhabditida; Rhabditidae.